Molecule: messenger RNA, 624 nt
Organism: Penicillium salamii
Lineage: Eukaryota; Fungi; Ascomycota; Eurotiomycetes; Eurotiales; Aspergillaceae
Source: the annotation of a GenBank genome assembly
AUGCGUGUCUUCGCUGGCGUCUAUGACCUCACCGGAUUCCCAGGAAGCCUCAGUGCCAUAAGUGACGUCGCUAAAGGUCCCGAUGGCAAGACUGACUGGUCGAUUUUCCACACUAUAGCCAUCGGAAACGAGCUUGUCAACGGCGGCACGAACGAGCCUGGCGAGGUUGUCAGUGCCGUGAAACAAGCACGCUCUAUUCUCCGCGGACAGGGUUACAAGGGCCCAGUCGUCACUGUCGAUACUUUCUCUGUCCUCCUGGACCACCCUGAACUAUGUACUGCAUCUGACUACUGUGCUGCAAACUGCCAUGCGUUCUUUGAUGCGAAUCAACACCCCGGUGGCGCGGGUGCCUAUGCCCUUGAACAGGCGCGAAGCAUCUCCGCCGCAGCUAAUGGGAAGCACACCAUGAUCACGGAGUCUGGGUGGCCUCAUGCCGGAGACGCGAACGGUGUCGCCAUUCCAUCACCGCGUAAUCAGCAAACCGCACUCGAUAGCUUGAGGAAGAGCUUCGAUCACCGUCGUGAGGAUCUGGUGCUUUUUACUGCUUUUGAUGAUUUGUGGAAAGACGACAAUAGCUAUACGUUUGGCGCGGAAAAGUUCUGGGGUAUUCAUGGUGGGCUUUAG